AUGAGAAUCCUUCAGAUCUUUCUUAUUUUGCUCUGUGGACUGGCUGCAGCCCAGCAACAGACCCUAAUGGACUAUUUAGAAAGGAGACUACUGGCUAUUGAGGAUCGCAUCUCCCUAUGGCACGAGCAGACGAGCCGCUACACUUCAGAGCUGCGUGAGUUCAAGCAACAGAUGGUGGCUCAGCUUGAGGGCCUGGACAAGAACAAGGAAGCUUUGAGAAGUGAACUGGAUGCGGUGGGUGCCCGUGUUGACCGGGUAGAGCGUGAGAUGGACUACCUCGAGACACAGAAUGGUGCGCAGCCCUGUGUGGAUGUAGAAGACAAGCUGGUGGAGCAGCAGGUGAUCGUAGCCAAGGAGAGGAAUAAGGCCAAGUAUGCAAAGCUCACAGACUGCAGAGACAUGAUUGAAAGCAUCAAGGGCAUGAAGAUCCUUAAGCGGGUGGGUGGCACUAAAGGCAUGUGGUCCAAAGACUCCGGGAAGGUCUACCUCUUUAAUGGCACUGGAGAGGACACUCUAUACCAGUUCGGUUCAGUCCGGGAUUUCACCUCUUCCCAAGGUGUUGCAGCUGCCAAAGCAGUCACUCUUCCCACUUCCUGGCAAGGUGUGGGCCAUGUUGUAUACAACAAUCACCUGUACUACAUGAGAGCCAAUGAGGAGAUAAGGUUGGUUAAGUUUGAUUUACAGAAAAGCUCUGAAGUGGACAGUGCUGUGUUUCCAGCAAAAGACCAGCUUCCUGUCUACACCCUUAAUCCAGAGACAUACGUCGACCUGGCUGUAGAUGAAGAAGGACUGUGGGCUAUUUAUGCUACAAAGGAAAAUGAAAAACACAUUUCAUUAGCCAAGGUGGACCCAAAAACUCUGUCCAUCGAGCAGAUGUGGGACACUCCAUGCCUGAGAGAGAAUGCAGAGGCAGCUUUUGUGGUGUGUGGGACAGUCUACGUAGCCUACAACUCCAAGCUCCCCAGCCGCUCUCGUAUCCAGUGUGUUUUUGAUGUAAGCGACAUGGUAACCGACGAUGAUGCACCGACUGUAUAUUUUCCUAAGCGCUAUGGUACUCAUUCAAGCCUCAAAUACAGUCCCAUGGAGCAGCUACUCUAUGCCUGGGAUGAUGGCUACCAGAUUCUUUACAAGCUGCAAAUGAAAAAGAAGUUAGAGGUGUAAAAUAUACUGAAGAAAAUAUAGCAACCAGAAAAAAAUCCACAAGACCUCAGAUUUUCAUCACCUAGAAUACAAAAUAAAGUCCUUAAUAAAGUUAUGAGAUACUUGCUGACUAAAAUCUACACAGUUUGUGCUGUUUCCUCGAAUUACUGUUAAAUCAAGUUGUCAAGUCAACUGUAUUUGUUUAAUGCUUUUUACAAUGGACAUUGUCUCAAAGCAACAAGACCAAAAACCCCUGUUGAGCAAGCUGGGGGCAACAUAAACAUUACAAAGAAGAAACCUGAUAAGAAACAGCCUCAACAAAGACCCAUCCUACUUGGGUGGCCUAGAGUAUAAUACAGGAUAAUUUGGAUGAUACAUAUGAAUUAGACAUGAAGAAAACUAUCAUGGACUAAGUAUAUGCCUGUAGAUAAGUGCAUGCCUCUGUUUGUACCACCUUAUGUAAUAACAUAUGUGGCCAAAAGUAUCCAGACACCUUACAAUAAGAUGUUAAACAACCCAUUCCAAAACCAUGGGCAUUAACAUGGUAGCACUACCACAAUCCAUGUCUUUCUUGACCUUACAUUGUGCACAAGAGAAAAGGUCAUACUAGAGGUAAGGAAAACGGGCUUUCCCAAAUUGGUGCCACAUAUAAGGAGGCAUAUAAUUGAUUUUACAUCAUUGAUUUUAUACAUUGGAUAAGAAUGGGUGUGAAUUGAGUAAUUAGGAGGAGAGUCCUAAUACUUUUGUACAUAUAGUGUUUUAAAAAUGUACUUAUUAUACAACUCUUUGUAUCAUGCCCAGAAUACCCCUCAUAUUAAAUAUUGAAGCACCUUAUUGCACAACUGGGUAAGAUUAAAUGAAUGGAAAAAAUUAAGGAAACAUAGUUACAGAAAAUAAUUAAUAAUCACCAAAACUAACCAUGUAAUGUAAUGUAAUAUAGAAAACAGUACUAUUAUUGCUACACAAGUAUACAAACUUUAGUAACAUAGUGGUUUUAAAGGACAGUC
This is a messenger RNA of Trichomycterus rosablanca, 2147 nucleotides long. It is a transcript of the gene olfml3b, whose product is annotated as olfactomedin-like 3b. NCBI's taxonomy places the organism in Eukaryota, Metazoa, Chordata, Actinopteri, Siluriformes, Trichomycteridae. Bases 1 to 1161 code for a protein of 386 amino acids. The transcript is spliced from 3 exons. The record is from RefSeq and is a predicted model, not a curated record. Gene Ontology annotation, biological process: signal transduction.